ACGGGUGCUGCGGAGGGCGAGAGGGGGCAGAGUGAGAGAGGGUGCAAACUCCCGGGCUGCAGUUGAGAGAGGGUGCAAGCUCCCAGGCUGCAGUUUGCCCCGGAGGGGUGGGGAGAGCCACCGGGGGACUGGCCAGCCCCAAAAGGAACCCCGUCCCCUGACGGGCCUGGUUCCUAACGUGGCUGAAAGUGUCCUCAUUCUAUGGGUCAGAAGCCCAAAGCCAGCAGGAGAGGCCAAGCUCACACUGUGAGGCAGAGGCAUAGCCAGAGCGGGAGGCCGAGCUUCCCAGCGCUCCCUGAGGCCAGGCUCUGCUGAUCUGGACGGGGAGGAUGAUGGUCAGGGUUAACGCAGGACAGUGCCCAGAACUCCCUGCACUGGAAUUCAGGUGGGGGUGUCUGGGGAGUGGGUGGGUCCCCAGCAGGUACAUUAGGAAGGUAAGGGAACAGGAGGCAAAGCGGGUGGGGCGUGUGGGCCCCCACCUACUGCCCUUCCUAGGCACCUUAGCUCGGUGACAGAGGGGAGUAGGGCAGGGUGAUGGGCAGCUUCCCUUUCCCUGAGACUCUUUCUCAGGGUCCCCAUCCCAAAGCCCCCUCUCCCUCUCCCGCGCCCCUCCCCUCUCCAGAUCCCGGCACAGGGUGGGCGGGGACACUCACUCCGGGACACCUGGAUGAGCUCGGUGACACUGAACACGCCGGAGGUGACGAAGCUCUCCUGGAAGUCGGUCGUGUCUGGAACAGGGAGAAAAUGGGACUCACUGGGUCUGUUUCCUUCCUCGACACCCUGGGCUACCCAGACUCCGGGGGCUGGAGUGGUCACCCUGCCCACCCCCUGCAGCCCCGUGGCAAGACGGAGGCAGAGGCCGGACCUGCGUUCGAAUCUCGGCCCGGCUGCCGCUUCGCGUGUGCUCUUGGGCAAGUCCCUUCCUGUCCGUGAGCCUCUGUGCUCCCUAAUCUCCAAAGUGGGGGCCACACACCCUGCCAUCGGGGUGGCUGAUAGGAAUCAACUGGCCGCAAGGGGCUGGCUUGCUCGCCUCACGUCACGCGGUUCUGCAGCCCCUUAUCCCUCCCCCUCCAGACUGGGAGCUCUGUCCUGACGGGGAGGUCUGUGUGCCCAGGUCCCGCGGUGUCCCCAGUGCCUGGCCCAGAGCCUGGCACACAGCAGGGGCUCAGAAUCACGGGCUGAAUGGAAGGUCCACCCGCAGCAGUUAAAGUCCCCCAUGUCCCCAGAACCGCGCCUGCCUAAUGUCAAAGGAAGAGGGACCCUCCUCUCUGAUCAUUAAGGCAAAGGCACCAUGCGUCAGGCGGUGGUCGGCAGGCAGGGUUGGGGAGCCUGCCUGAAAGAGGACCGAGAGGCCUACAGACAUUAAAGCUUGGGAAGUGGCAAGGACACGCAGGCCAGUGUCGGCUGCCGCGAUCAGGAUGAUCUCAAACAGGAGGUUUGGCCGCCUCCCUGAGGGUCACGAUAUUGCCAGCAGUGGCCCAUGCAAAGGCCCUGGGGUUGGAGGCAACAGGAGGGAAAGAAGCCAGGGAAGGUGGUCAGAGUGGAGAAGGGACCAGCAGGUGGGCGGCUGUAGGCCUGGGGGGGGGGGGGGGGGGGCGAGAGCGGUUCUUCUCCAGGCCCCCAGGGGGCAGCACGGGCCACAGGGAGCCGACCUGGGUGCCCGGUUCCCCAGCUGUGAGAGACCCAAGUCCUGGCCAGUCCGGAAACUCCAGUCUCCCCGGUUACCAGCUUUGUGCACACCAUUUAUUGAGCAAUUACUAUAUGCCCAGCCCCGUGCUGGGGGGCUCAGGGCCACCACAUUCCUAGGAGGAGAGGGCGAUGCCCACCCCACCCCCCGCCCCCAGCGUCCAGGGGAAGUGGCCUCGGCCGUUUCCUGCCACCCAGCUGGCCAGCUGGUGUCAGCACGCCCCUCCGCCUUCCCCCCCACCAGGGUUUCCUGUUUGUGCAGCACUCGCCCAGCUCCAUCUCCAGGGGACUCCCUGGCGGGUGGGAGGAAGUGCUUUCCUCCGCCAGACGCUGGAGCUCCCCAUGGGACCAGGCCAAGCGCCGCUGCCCCCGCCUGCCUUGAACAUCUGGCUUGGAGGCAGGCGCCUGAGGAUCACAGGAGGCCAAGGAGGACUCAGGGUCACAGCCGGCCCGUGGUGAGCCGCACAGGGGCCUGUGACGCUCCUGGAACCAUCCGGCCUCCCUGUGCCGGCCUUUCCAACGGGGACGUCCUCACCCACUUGCUUUUUCUUCCAUCCUUCCUUCCUGUUAUCUCUCCUCCUCCACCCCUGUGUACCAUUUCUCUUUUUGUCUCUGCUUCACCCCUCCCUCUCUCCUUUUUUUUUUCUUUCUGCAAAUAUUUAUUGAGCACCUGUUGUGUACCAGGGUCCUAUCCUAGGCGCUGAGGACACAAUAGUGAUCAGGACAGACAAAAGCCUCUGCCCUCAAGCAGAUGAGGUUGCAUUAGGAGAGAGAAGCAAACAAGCAACUAAGCAAAUACAUAGGCGAUCACUAACUUCCUCAAAAGGAAAUAAAACAGAAAGUGGUCAUUGAGAGUGGCUGAGGCUGUCUGAGGUCAGCAAAUCUGCCUGAGAGGGGGAGUAUGUGAGCUAAGACCUGGGUGAUCUAGAGAGAGAGAGCAGUGAGCUGUCCAGAUAGAAGGCAAAGCACAUGCAAAGGCCCUGAAGCAGGAACUGGGCCUGGACUGUUGGAGGAACAGCUAGGAGGCCCAUGUGGCUGGAGCAGAGAGACCGAGGGGAAGAGAGGGAGGAAGGGAGGGCAGGCAGGGCACAGGGACAGGUCCUGCAGGGCCUUGGGGGUCAGGGGGGGGACUUUUGCCCCAAGGGAGGUGGGGCCCCUAGAGGACUGUGAGCAGAGGAGGGCAGGACCUGACUCAGAGCUCAUGGGGGCUCUCUGGCCACCUUAGGACAGACAGGGAAGUGAGGACAGAAGCCAGGGGACCAGGGUAGAGGUGACUGCUCUGGUCCAGGAGGGCGAUUAUGGGAGCAGACCAGGGCAGAAGCAGGGCCCUCUCUUGUGGGGUGAGCCCCUCAGGGCCCAGAGGGCGGGAGCUUGGAGUCGUGGGUUCCAACCCCAGCUCCCUGCUUGCCCCUGGGAAGGCCCCUUGACCUCUCCGUGCCUCGGUUUUCUCAUCUACAAAAUGGAACAAUACCAGUGCCUGCCUAUAGCAUGGCUGUGAGGUGCCGAUGCGGGGCCACGCAGAGCACGAUGGGGCCGUGCGCCCCAGCCCUCGCCAUCCCCAAACUCACCCAGCGUGAUGGGCUUGCUGUCCUCCUGGUCGGAGCCCAUCCCUGCCCGGGGACUACCGCUCUGCUCCGCGUCUGCAAAGAGAAGGAGGGGGACGGUGUGGUGACAUUGCAGGGGACCCCACCCCGGGGGGGAGAGGAGGCCUCCGUGCCGGGGCCAGGCUGGGCAGCGCCGUGGAGAAGCGGUCCCGAGCUUGCCCAGGCCCGGGGGUCUCCGCUUGGCCCCCUCCCCUCGGCCUCUGCCCUUGAAGUCCCGGGGCGCCAGCCCUUGGUCUUGGGUUGUCACUCAGGGCCCCCAGGAGAGGGCAGAGGGGCGUCCCCCUGCAGCCGCCAUGCGGCUACCCACCCGCCUGGCUUGGGGGCUCCCUCCCACCCUGGCGCCCGCCCUCCAUCUUAUCUAAAAAUAAUCAGGCUCCUUGGCAGACGGCGAAACAGACAGACGCUGAGCUCAGCAUUAUCAGCUCCGGCAGCCUGGAUGGAGGGCGAGGCGCGCCAACCCCUCUGCAGCCCCCACGGCGUCCACCCGGGACCGGGGCGGGGGCGGCGGGAGGGGGGGGACACCCACGAGCCCAGCCUGACGGAACCCCCGGCCCCGCCUAUCUGUCUCUGAGGUCAAACACCAAGGUGGUGGGAGUCACGGCCAGACGCCAAAGAAGGAGAAUCAGCCCCUUCCACCUGCUACGUUCCAAAGCCAGGCAUAACCGCUGUGUGCCCUCAGGCAA
Molecule: messenger RNA, 3973 nt
Organism: Felis catus (domestic cat)
Lineage: Eukaryota; Metazoa; Chordata; Mammalia; Carnivora; Felidae
Exons: 2
Coding region: 1419-2390 (323 amino acids)
Source: RefSeq, a predicted model, not a curated record